This is a messenger RNA of Neodiprion fabricii, 946 nucleotides long. RefSeq lists its product as uncharacterized. The transcript is spliced from 6 exons. Lineage: Eukaryota; Metazoa; Arthropoda; Insecta; Hymenoptera; Diprionidae. The record is from RefSeq and is a predicted model, not a curated record. The coding region runs from base 52 to 885 and encodes 277 amino acids.
CUCGUCAAAAAAUACUAAAUUCAUUCUAUCGCUGAUGUUCAGUUUGCCAGCAUGAAGACCACCAUUGCAGUACUGUUCCUGAUCACCGCCACGGCAUCUGCUGUCGAGUGGAACGAUCUUCGUGUCACGUGGAAAUCACAGUCGGUAGACCCAUGCCACUUGUCGAGCUAUUACCAGAUGCCUCGUACGAAAGUCGAUGCCAUUUCCGAGGGCUGGGUCGAAGUGUCAGGUGUCACUUCCUUGAAUUUGUCCGUGUAUUGCCGGGAAGGUGAUGGUCGCAUCUGUCUCGAAUACGACACUUACGGGAACAUUGCCGCAAUACAGGCGGCGAUACUCUACAGCGACAUCGCAGAUCUGCAAAGUAGACACAAUCUCUCGAUAUACAACCGCUACCAGAGCAAAACGAUAUUCAACGAAAAGUACUUGACGAGUACCGCUUAUUUCAUAUCCCCAGACGAUAUUGCAGCUGGUGGACGAUGCGAAACGGACGGUUUCACCGGUACCGACGGAAUAUGGUUUGAAACAACGGAUGGAAUUACAGAAAUUCCCAGGCGUGUGGCAUAUUUGGGUUUUGCAUGGAGGGAAGGAAACUGCGUUCCAGGAAUGGGCACUCACUAUUUUUACGAUGUGGGCACAUAUUCCGAGUGUAGAUCCAUUCAGCCCUGGACCUUGUUGGCACAGGACGGCCAGCUGAUCGGCUUUGCACUACAGGGAUUCGGAUCAACAACUUACAAAAAUAGAAACUACUAUGAGGACUUUCCAGCGUCCGCUGUCAAGGCCGCAAUCCCGACGGCCCCUAAGUGUGUAAUCGAUUCGUUUACGGAGUACGGUGUAAUUGCAAUGCACAUUUACUUUGUUUCAAAACCAUGGGAAAUCCAAUGUUGAUUGCAACAAUCCAUGAGCAACAAUAAUUCUCGAUGAAUAGAAUUCUAUAAAGAAGCUAAAA